UACUAUCACUGGCAAAUAGCAAUGGCUAAUCGAACCAGAGCUCCUUCUUGUGCUGUUUACAUCAUUCCUUUGCUUCUGCUCGUCUUCUCCUCGCUGGCUAACAACAAGAUGGUCUUGGUGAAAGCAGCUCGAGUUCCCGCAGCCAUGCCUGUUGGAAUCAAGAGUGAGGAGCAUGGUCGAAUAGCUGCGGUGAUCAAACUCCGGAUAAAGAGAAGUAAUUCAAGAUCCGGCCCACACGGCGGCGGCGGCCAUCUCCCUUAAUAUGUGCGCAGUAUGUUAGCUAAUCAACUUGGAGCAAAUAUAUGAUGAACUUCUGAUGAUGAGGAAGAAUAUCCAUUUUAGUUUUGAUCGAGUGGCUUAUGAGGUCAGCUUUUGAAACCAAUGAACCGGUAUUUCAAGA
Molecule: messenger RNA, 400 nt
Organism: Linum trigynum
Lineage: Eukaryota; Viridiplantae; Streptophyta; Magnoliopsida; Malpighiales; Linaceae
Source: the annotation of a GenBank genome assembly